This is a messenger RNA of Cyprinus carpio (common carp), 2361 nucleotides long. RefSeq lists its product as uncharacterized. Gene Ontology annotation, cellular component: extracellular region. Gene Ontology annotation, molecular function: cytokine activity; hormone activity. Lineage: Eukaryota; Metazoa; Chordata; Actinopteri; Cypriniformes; Cyprinidae. The record is from RefSeq and is a predicted model, not a curated record. Gene Ontology annotation, biological process: cell population proliferation.
UGGCUUCGGUGUGCAGUGACUCACUGCAGGGACGUCGGGGCAUGUUUAGAGACGAGAUAACAAACGUCCUAGCCGGGAAAGGAAGAUUCAGAAGUCAAAAAGUGUGGGGGCGAUGCACAUGAUGAAUGUAGUCAAUAUAGCAGGAGCGCACAUCUCGGUGGGCGUUUUCGCGUUACUUCUUCAAAAAAGACGCUCUCCAAUGGAAAGCAACGCAAAUGAAAAGAUCUCAUGUUGUAACGGCAUGGAUUUAAGAAUGCUGGUAGUAGUGUUCAGCAUGGUUGCCUCUGAACUGUCUCACGUUCACACUAGACCAAUUGACUUUGUGUGUGACAGCGAGGCCAGAAGAAUGAUGAAUAAAGUGAAGGACUUACAAGUGGAAAUGGUAGUCUGCAGUGCUGUUGAUGCUCUACCGUCUGAUAUUAAAUUACCAUGCAUCAGAAUUCACAAAGCAACCUGGGAGAGAAAAUCAGUGCAUGAGCAGAGGGCUGAGAUCUUGCUGUCUUUGGGGACUCUAGCACAGGAUGUGCGGUCUGCCAGGACACUCAGCCAACCUGGCUGUGGACUCACUCUGCUGGAGCGCUUAGAGCACAGUAUCAACAACUACUUGCAUGUAGUAAGACUACUCCACAUUGAGCAGGGGGAGCAGGUAGGACCCCAGGCAGAGCUAUGUCUGGGUCAACCCUCUAAGGAUUUGGGUCUGGUGUUGAAGCACUUUGGGCUUCUGCUAACAGGCAAGCUGGAGUGGGUCAUUGCAGAGAUGGCAAAGGGGUGCUAGACUGAAAGUCUGACUUCUAAUCUUGUAUAAUGGGACCGGACAGGCCCAAUCAAUUUUAACAAUGGUCCAACUUCAAGACAAUGAAGGGCCAUUCACUUUUCUGGAGAUCAGAGACUUACAGAGGAGAAAGUACAUAAACGACAACACUGUGCCAUCUGCUGGAUCAUAGCCGAACUGACUCACCUGUUGAGAUGCACCCAUUGAACUUUUAGUACAGACAAACUGUUCUGAGCUGAAUACAGUUUCUAGUGAGUGCUACAUGUUUAUAUAUAUAUAUAUAUAUAUAUAUAUAUAUAUAUAUAUAUAUAUAUAUAUAUAUAUAUAUAUAUAAAAAUCUCACAGAUUAUAUUUAUUUAUUUUAUAGCCUGCAUGAAGGUUGAAUUGACUCUACAUGGUGUGAUAGCACAUGGAAGAUAACUGCGACAGAAUGUGUGACAAUGCGGAGGUAGUGCAGUGCACACACAGGAAGGGUCACUUUAUCUAUACACUCCAACUUAUAAUUAUGAAAUGUUUGUGUAUAUAAUAUAUUUUGUGUAAAAAUAGGAUUUACAAUAUUUUGUAAAAAACAAAAACAAAAAAAAAACUAGUCAUUAAUCCAAAGUUUUAUUGCAUUGGAACACUGAUGCCCUGACACGAAACAGAGUCAAUUCAUGAGUGACCAAAAUAUUUAAGAAAAUAUUUUAAUAUAUUCUCUUUUUAAUAUACUUUGUCCACCUUGCUUGUAAAAUGUAUAAUUUGUAAGAGUUUUUUUUAAAAAUGUACAUAUCUAAAUAUUUAAAUCUAUUUUCAUUUCAUUUGUGGUGCGGAUAGUGUUUUCAUCUAAGCAACUGUUUUCAGCAUAUCAGCGUAUUAGAAUGUAUUUUCUGAAGGAUCAUGUGACACUGAAGACCAUCACAGGAAAAAUGACAUUUUAAAAUAUAUUAAGUAAAACAUAGUUAUUUUAAAUUGUAACAAUAUGUCACAAUAUUACUGUUUUAUCUGUAUUUGAUCUUUUUUAUAUAUAUAUAUUUACAUAUUUUACCUCACCAGUUAAGAAGAAGCCAUGAGUCAGAGUCACAGGGAAAAUCUCAUCAUCUGGACAGUGGCAUAUCUAAAGAGAAGACAACUAUUUGAAUUUUUGCCUGUUUCGUAUUCUGCUUUUGCUGAUUUAGCUGAAUGGGAACUUAGCACUCCUGGUCAGGUUAAGAUGGUUCAAGAAAUGACAAUGAUUGUGGUUGAACCUAGUUUAUUGAUGGGUACUUUAUAUAUUAUUCCAUGAGAUCUCAAAUGAUGAGCAAGAGAAAUUUAAAGUGAAGAACCUAAUGUGUAAAUCAUGUAACAAAUUCCAGUCUCAGACAUAAAAUGAGCAGUAGAGAGAUGGUCAGGGAGAGCUUGUGAUUGAUUGUGCUAUACAAUGGCUGACAGAUUGCUAGGAACCUUGAAUAUGAAUAUAGAAUCUACUAAAAGACUCCCGUUUUCUUUGGUGAUUUAAAGAAACCCUUUUAAAAUCAGAUAUUUGAAUUUGGGGACAAAAGCACAACUCAGUUAAUUAGACCAUGUAUGAGAUGAAUAAUUCUGCAAGUUAAUAAAAUACUAUGUAAAAUGUC